Macrosiphum euphorbiae (potato aphid) is the source of this 267-nucleotide messenger RNA. Lineage: Eukaryota; Metazoa; Arthropoda; Insecta; Hemiptera; Aphididae. The record is from the annotation of a GenBank genome assembly.
AUGAGCGCUGGGGCAUUACCACCAGACAAGUCAUCCCUUUUUACUAAGGCGCUACUCGCACAGUCUCCGCGUUUCCAUCCACAUUGUCACGGGCACUUGUACGCCGGGCGUGGCCGGCCGGACGUGCGUCACAUAGCUUGUUGGAGAGCUGUUACAGUUCGGGCAUUUCUGCAGGGCCGGGUUUACAGUGGGGCUCUAUCAAACACCCGGGAUUUCAGAAUCCGUAUUCUCCUUACCCUUAAUGACUGGAUUCCUGCUAGCACCUGA